Messenger RNA from Racocetra fulgida, 615 nucleotides. The record is from the annotation of a GenBank genome assembly. Lineage: Eukaryota; Fungi; Glomeromycota; Glomeromycetes; Diversisporales; Gigasporaceae.
UUGCAAAAUUCGAAAAGUCAGUUCAAAUAAAUAAAAAGAAAGGGGCUACAACUUUAGAAUACAAUAUUCAAGAAUUGCCGGUAAAAUCGAACCAAGAAUUUGAAAUAUUAUUACCAAGUCAAAAAGAUAACGAUGAUUUAGUCUUAUCUAAUAAAAAACCUGCAAGAUUUUUUAAUAUAAUUCGAAAGUUUAACACACCAGAUCCUAAAAAUAAUAUUGAAGCAAUCUUGACGAAUGACCAAAAAAUUCCUCAACAACCACCCGAAACAUUCAUUCCAAGACUCAUUGCAAAUUAUCCUGAAUUUUCUGACCAACACAUAAACGAAGCCAUUGCAGAAAAAGAGCAAUUUGAAAAAAAAUUGAUGGCUGAUUGGCAAUUUAGUAAUUGGCACAAAGAAAUAAAAAAGCAUAUUCAAAUUAAUAGGAAAGCUUAUCUUGCAUGGAAAAAAAAUUGUAUAUUGGAAGUAAAUAAGUCUAAACAAAUAUUUGCUAAGGGGCUUGCGGCAAAAAAAAUAAUGAUUGACGAUGUUCAAAAAAUAGAAAAACGAAAAUUUGAGUCUAACAGUGAUGAAUUAGAGGAUGAAGAUGAAUGUUUAAAAUCCACAAUGAAAAAAG